This is a messenger RNA of Acanthochromis polyacanthus (spiny chromis), 2292 nucleotides long. RefSeq names its product mediator complex subunit 30 (gene med30). Gene Ontology annotation, biological process: positive regulation of DNA-templated transcription. Bases 171 to 692 code for a protein of 173 amino acids. NCBI's taxonomy places the organism in Eukaryota, Metazoa, Chordata, Actinopteri, Pomacentridae. The record is from RefSeq and is a predicted model, not a curated record. Gene Ontology annotation, molecular function: transcription coregulator activity. The transcript is spliced from 5 exons. Gene Ontology annotation, cellular component: mediator complex.
GGCAUAACAUCUCGCGAUGCUUGCGGCGCUGAGCUCCUCCAGCAGAACAGGACUCGACAUGUCAACAAAGAGAUAAAUCAGCGUCACGCAGGCAUGUAAAGGUGUUCUGGUGGAGCAUCCUGACAGGUAGCUCACCUGGACCUCCUCCUCCAUCUUCAUCAGCUGUCUCCAUGACGACCCCUCCUCUGGUGUCGCCUUUCGGCGGCCAGCCACCGCCACAGGCAGCUCGUGACGUCAACACGGCGUCACUGUGUCGCAUCGGCCAGGAGACGGUCCAAGACAUCGUCCUCAGAACGAUGGAGAUCUUCCAGCUGCUCAGGAACAUGCAGCUGCCGAACGGAGUGACGUAUCACCCCAACACCCACCAGGACCGGCUGGGGAAGCUGCAGGAGCAUCUCCGAAUGCUGUCCGUCCUCUUCAGGAAGCUGCGCCUCGUUUACGACAAAUGCAACGAAAACUGCGCCGGCCUCGACCCGAUUCCACCUGAGCAACUGAUCCCGUUUGUGGAGGACGAUGGAUCCAAACUGGAGGACCGGUCCGGAGGUCAGAACCGACCCGGCAGCGAGGAGAGGAGGGAGAUCCUGGAGGUCAACAAGAAGCUGAAGCAGAAGAACCAGCAGCUGAAGCAGCUCAUGGACCAACUCCGAAACCUCAUCUGGGAGAUCAACUCCAUGCUGGCAGUCCGGAGCUGAGCAGCAGACACACAACAUAAAUACACAAACAUAUACAACACACAAACAUAUACAACACCUAAACACAUACAACACAAAAACAUAUACAAGACACAAACACACAACAUAAAUAUACAAACAUAUACAAGACAGAAAUACACAAAUACACAAACAUAUACAGGAAUACACAAACACAUUAUCAUAUACACAAACAGACAUACAAUCAUACAACACAAAUGUACAUAAAUAUAUGCAAAUACAAAACACAAACACACAAUCAUAUAUAGAAAUGCACAACACAUAAACACACAAUAAUACACACAAUCGCACACCACACAGUCAGGUAUAAAUACACACAACGCAUAGACACACGAUCAUACAACACAGACACACAAAAUCAUAUACGCAAACAUGUACAGAAAUGCACAACACAAAGACACAAUAAUACACACAAUCAUACCCCACACAGACUCACAAUCACAAACAAACACAACGCAUAGACACACUAUCAUACAACACAGACACACAGUCAUAUACAAAUAAACACAACACAUAGACUCACAAACAACGCACAAACACAGAAACAUAUACAGAAAUACACAAACAUAUAGACACACAAUCGUACACCACACAGACACACAAUCACAUACAAAUCUACACAACACAUAGACACACUAUGGUACACAAUACAUAGAUACACUAUCAUACAACACAAACACACACAAUCAUGCAACACAAACAAACAGAUACAAAUAUACACAAUACAAAAUCAUACAACACACGUAGACAAUCAUAUUCAGAAAUACGCAUUCAUACAACACAUAGACACACAAUAAUACAUGCUAUCAUACAACACACAGUCACAUACAAAUAUACACAAGACAGACACAGUUAUACAAAACACACAACCAUAUACAAAACAUUCUGAACACAGAGACAUUAUUAAACAACACAAACAUUUACAGAAGUACACAACAAACAGUCAUCCAACACAAAAACAGACAAUCAUAUACAAAUAUACACAGCACAUAGACACACAGAAAUACACAAUUCAAUUCAAUUUUAUUUAUACAGCACCAAUUACAGUCAAAUUGUCUCCAGACGCUUUACAGAACCCGUAUUCCUGAAACCCCAGAGCAGCCCUAAGGCCACAGUGGCAGGAAAACACCCUUUUAACAGGAAGAAAACCUCGAGCAGAACCCGGCUCUCACAAACAAACAAUCAUACAACACACAGACACACACACACGGCUGGCUGCAGACUCCUGUACUGCUGGUUUCCAUACUGGGGCUGCGGCUGCACUUUAAGAAGAAGGAAGCUGAGACUGUAGAGACUCAAAGAGACAAAGUGUGAAGACGUGGAGACGGGAAGUGUUCCGUCUGCCUCCAUGUUCUCCACUUCAGUCAGCAUUAAGAGUGGAUUUAUUGUUUUAUCUAUUUGUAGGUACUAGAAGCACAGAUAUUCUGUUUAAUCCUAACGUUCUGCUCAUAGCGUCAUGAAGGAUUUUAUAUCACGAGUCUUUGCUGUUUUUCUGAACUCGUCCGUGUUGAUCAGAGCCGACGCGUCAUUUAAACGCCUUGUUAAGAUUCUGCUGAAGAAUAAACCGUGCUGCGAUUUCUAA